GCGCAUCUCCUGCUCAACUGACAUAUAUCGCUAAUUACUUCUACUCUGUCGCGGCCUUCAACCCAAUGACCAGUUUCCUCCACAACAUCUGGCCGUUUAGCUCGCCAGCCCAACGAUCACAAAACAUAAUGCACAAGCACAAGGGCAUGCGCGAUAUACUAAGUGAUGAUGACCGGGGAUCCAAGUCGGAUAGCAGCAGUACGCCUUCAAGUGCAAGAUACGGCGGAUCCAGCACUAUGACGAUAACAGAGACAGUCGCGAGCACUCCUCCAUCUUCUGGAACUGGCAAAUCACUGGCUCAAACACUUGGCUCCUCGCGUCUCGAACCAGGCACUCCUGAGUCUCGACUCAGAGCAGCAGAGUUGAGAACCAAGGCAAGACUGUUGACAGAGCAAGCGGAGAAGUUACAAAAAGAACGUGCUGCUCUUCAACAGCAACCAUCUCUCUCUAGCGAGUCCGCGGGGAAAUUCCCAGGAGUGAAUGAUGCUACAAACACCAUUGGUCCAGAACAAACUGCUUCACCUCCUCUUCCUCUCCCUCCUACCACUCAACCAACACCGCAGACACGCUGUUCCAAAACCGACACGACACCUGCGUCAACAACACCACCGGGCUGGUCUGGCAUGUCAUCGAGUCAAAAAUGGAGCACAGAUUCUAAUCUCUGUGCCCGCGAACUGGGCUCUAAAUCUGCCAUCUGCGCCGACCUCCACGAGCCAGAAUACGCCAUGCGCGACGCUGAAAUCCGAGAUGCACUCACGCAUCUUGUAUGUCUGAUCCAGGGCUUCAGCCCUUCAAUCUACGCGCAAAUGACGCCACAGACGGUCAAGGUGGUGCAUUGCGUUGCGAGUGGCGGGCCGGCAGGCCAGUGGGGAUGGCACAACUUGUUUCUUAACGAGGAGAAGAGACAGGCGCUUGUAUGUGGAGUCAUCGGAAACGUGCUUGUAGAGCAGGUAUUUGAGAAUGUGUGUUUUGGAUUCGGCGAGGAAGAUAAGGAUGCUUUCAGUGCUCUUGAGCGAGAAUUGAAAGAUGAGGAUGGAUUCACCCGUCACUACCGUUUCUCCCAGACCCUCCGCCACCUCACCCACGACGCCACCACCCUCCACCCUACCUCCUUCACCGCGCACAUCCAAACCAUCCUCGCAGCACUAACCACGCACCUCACCCCUCUCCUCUCCCUCCUGCACCCCUCUCCCCUCUCCACCCUCCCAUCCCUCAUCCCCGCCUUACUAACCCUCACCACCCGCGCCGCCCUCCUCUCCCUACACAUGCGUCUAGACCCGCACACAUUCUAUCGCUUCACUCCCUCUUUCAAAGAAGACACCUUCAUCCCCUCUCGCAUGCACUGCACAAACGUCACGCAGAUGCAGCAGUCAUGCCCGCACAAUCCAUCUUCCGUGCUUACCCCCGCCGAACAAGCCCGGCGCGCCACUCUAUCGAAAGCCGAGCUGCGACGCAGCAAGGCGGAUCAGGCACUUACGCAGAUUAUUGUGUUCCGCGGUGUUGUGGCGUUUCGGAAGGGUGGCUGGGAAGAUGGGGGAAGUACCGGGAGGGAUGUGGUGUUUGAAGAGGAAGAGUACGGCGGGGAGGGGUAUAGGGAGAGGGUUGUUACGAGGGGGUGGGUGUAUUGUCGGUGGGGGAGGGGGGUGAUGAGGGGGAUGGGGGAGGAGAUGGGGAGGAAGGUGCAUGGGGAUGCGUGGAGGGAAGGUGGGUUUGUCGAGUUUACGGGGUUGGAGGGCGUGUGGGAUUGGUUGGGGGAGGAGGAGAGGGCGAGGAAGGGCGAGGAUAAGGCAUAG
Bipolaris sorokiniana ND90Pr is the source of this 1793-nucleotide messenger RNA. RefSeq lists its product as uncharacterized. Bases 66 to 1793 code for a protein of 575 amino acids. The record is from RefSeq and is a predicted model, not a curated record. Lineage: Eukaryota; Fungi; Ascomycota; Dothideomycetes; Pleosporales; Pleosporaceae. The transcript has 3 exons.